GUCUACGUUACACAUGACGACCCACAUACUCGACCAUUUCAGUUCCAUCGGACUGCCAUUGAAGCAAAAUUGGUUGGUGUCAAUAUUACAAGUCAACGACCCGCCUCAAGCUCCUCAACUACUUCAAGCGUACGUCCAUUCACACAUCCUUUCUUCGUCAGUCACGGAAUCUAUCGACUCGCCAGCGUGGUUUCCGCCAAAUACAUCAGAGCAACAUGAAACAACGUUGCCGGGACCUUUCGUUGUCCAAGUAGCACACGUUCGCGAAAUCGGUGAAAGUACGAUCAGUCAACUCGAAAAGCUCGAAUCAUAUGCCAGUGGAGAAACCACACGAGGAAGAAGCAUUAUUCGGAACAUUAUAGAAGAUGAUGGGGUACACGGAGGAGCUACGCAAACACAAGGCACCAAUGCUACCCAAGCAACAGACGUGGUGGGUCGGCCAGUGGGCAAGCAUACUUGCAAAGUCACUUUUGAAGAUGGUGCCGGAAGAAGAGUGUAUGGAAUUGAAGCAAAGGCAGUGGAUUCGUUCUACGUUGGAAUGAACUUGGGAUGCAAGGUGAUACUGCGCAAUAUCCACAUGUUGCGAGGUGUGAUCUUGUUGAAACCGGCAAAUGUAACGAUGCUUGGCGGGAAAAUCGACAGUUGGAAUGAUAACCUGCUAAAGAACCUACAGGACGAGCUGGAACGCGAGCUGAAGAGGAGUUGAAUAGAUCCAUAUCAAAC
Messenger RNA from Saitoella complicata NRRL Y-17804, 723 nucleotides. RefSeq lists its product as uncharacterized. Gene Ontology annotation, cellular component: RecQ family helicase-topoisomerase III complex; nuclear body. The transcript is spliced from 2 exons. Lineage: Eukaryota; Fungi; Ascomycota; Saitoellomycetes; Saitoellales; Saitoellaceae. The record is from RefSeq and is a predicted model, not a curated record. Gene Ontology annotation, biological process: double-strand break repair via homologous recombination; resolution of meiotic recombination intermediates. Bases 14 to 706 code for a protein of 230 amino acids.